Melopsittacus undulatus (budgerigar) is the source of this 1659-nucleotide messenger RNA. It is a transcript of the gene RWDD4, whose product is annotated as RWD domain containing 4. Gene Ontology annotation, molecular function: protein binding. The transcript has 8 exons. The coding region runs from base 141 to 701 and encodes 186 amino acids. The record is from RefSeq and is a predicted model, not a curated record. NCBI's taxonomy places the organism in Eukaryota, Metazoa, Chordata, Aves, Psittaciformes, Psittaculidae.
UGUUCGUCGGGCGGGGCCGUUCGGGCCUCCCCGUGCCACAGCGGCGGGUCGUGCCGAGCCGCGCCUCGCCUGAGGGGCCCGCCGAGCCCCGGCGGCGGCGACGGGAGCAGCGGAGGGGGGGACUUCCGUGACUGCGCGCCAUGGCGGCCAACGAGGACCAGGAGAUGGAGCUGGAAGCGCUGCGCUCCAUCUACGAGGGAGAUGUGUGCUUCAGGGAGCUGAGCCCGGUGUCCUUCCAGUACAGGAUAGGUGAAAGUGGAGAUCCCAAAGCAUUUCUAAUAGAAGUUUCUUGGCCAGAAACAUAUCCACAAACAGCACCAGUCAUAUCAAUGGAUGCUUUCUUCAACAACACAAUAUCUUCAGCAAUUAAACAAAGUAUAUUGGAUAAGUUGAUGGUAGAAGUUGAAGCGAAUCUUGGGACUGCUAUGACAUACACACUUUUUGAGUAUGCCAAAGAUAAUAAAGAGGUGUUCAUGGAAAAUCAGCCUGUUAACACUGUGACUUCAGUAAGCAAUAGUAUUGCAAUUGGAACUCCUGAUGUGCCAGCAAGUAAGAAAAAAGACAAAAAGGAGCAUUUAUCCAAAACCCAGAAACGAAAACUAGCCGAUAAAACAGAUAACAAAGGGGAGCUUCCGAGAGGAUGGAACUGGGUGGAUGUAAUCAAGCAUUUAAGCAAAACUGGUUCUAAAGAUGAUGAAUAAAGGACUUUGGUACGAGAAAACUCCACCUUUUAAUACAGUGCAAUUUUGGGUCACCAUCUUUCUCUUUAAUAACUUUUGUAUUUGUUAAAGUAAACAUUUUAUAAAGCUCGAUUUCCUAACUUGCAGACCUAGUCACACAAGUUUAUCUAGGGACUAUGUAGUCUUUGGGACAAAAAAGCAACCAACAAACUUGCCUUAAAUGAAGGUUAGAAUGUGACAAAAGAUGUAGAGAGCCAAUGUGGUGAAGUGAAUAGUGCUAUAUGCAAUGUUUAUUAAUUUGUAUUUUACUCUGUAGUAAAAUCCUGUUAUAGUGAACCUAAUGAUACUGUAAACAUUUUCUGGUGUUCUUACUACAAUUGAAGAAAAAAGCACUAUAACAGUGACUGGUCACUUGACAGCAUAAUUCAUCAAAAUAAAUUAUUCCAUGGAAACAAGACCUUUGUCAUUUGUUUAUCUAAUAUGAACGUGGAUGGAGAACAUUAAAAUUGUUACAUUGCAAUACAAAUUUCACCAGUUACUGGCUGAAAUAGUAAAUACUUAGCAAAAGCAAGGCCAUGUAUCCUGGUCUGGUCAAAAAUGAGUGGUUGUAGCAGGAGUAUGUCUUCUUUAUUCUCUGAGAUAUCCAUCUGUUAGUCUUCCUCCGAUGUGCAUCUUUACAGGAGGUGGAUAUCUGUGGGGAGGGAAGAGUGCUUUCUUGCAUGUGUCUUGGUGAGUGUUGGGAUUUUGUAUCUCUUUCAUUGGAGAAAUGGGCUUGGAGGCCCACACUGAGUGGUGGGACAGUGGCAGUCAGCACUGUGCCAAAUAUGUUGGGGGAACUCUUUCUGUUUUCUUAAUCUGCUCUCUUGGAAAGAGAAGUCAUCUUUACUUAUGAAUGGUUACUGAACACAAGAUGCCUUAAUGUCCUUUAUUAUUUUUGUUUGUUUUGGGUUGAACUUUAAUAAAUGCCUGUUUAUCUGCG